AUGGAGAUCAACGUAAACGGCCAGACCAAAAAGAGUAGUAGGAACAGUCACCCUUGCGACUUUUGCCGUUAUAAGCGCGCCGCUUGCUUGGUGCACGAGGACACACCGCCAUGUGAAUUAUGCCGACGAUUAGGCAAAGAGUGCACCUUUGUUGGGGGCCCAAACAAGAGGAGACGGCUAUCUGAGCGGCGGCAAAGCGGCUCCAGUGAUGGAGUCAGGAGCCCUCCUCGACAGGACAUCGAUCGAGCUGCCUCUGGGGCAGAUGGUAGGUUCCCGUCUGCGGAACUUUCGCCCAUUGUCGAUUCGAUCUUCGUGAGAGGACAGACGGAGUCUGUGAGCCCGGUAUCACCACCCACGACGUCUUCACCAGAUGUUCCACGCCGAGAGAACGUGUUCAUUCCUUCAUCGCUAGAUGCAGAGCCCGGUCACAAUGCUCAGGUGAUUGGUCUCAGUGGUGAAUCGGAUCCGUAUCUGCUCAAUUUGUAUCACUUCGAUGAGAGAGACGAGUGUACGUUCCAGCAACUGCGCAUCAGGAAUAUGGGCCCUGAUGAUGGGGUUCCUAUUCAGUUCAUGUUGCAGCGAAACUCGCAAGCGAGUAAAGCUCAACCUGGUGGCCUUGGAGCUACUGAGACCGACCUCAGAUGCGAGGUCUCGAACAUGGUUUCUGAGACUGUUGGUCAACGACUGAUCACACUGUUCUGGAAAUACGUCCAGCCAUACUUUCCAGUCGUAUCUAAAGAAUACACAAUUCAAAACCUCAACGGCAGCCCCUCAUCAAUGCCAACUUGUCUCCUCGCCGCAAUCUACGGCCACGCCCUCCCCUUCUGCGUCUUCGACGACAUCCUCUGCGUAGAUGUAGACACUCUCCCCUCGGCAGACCACCUCUUCAAACUCGCCUGGAUGGCCGCCCUCUCCGAGUUCCACACCCCAUCCCUCGCCACCGUACAAACGAUGCUCCUCAUGAUCCAGCGGCGGCCAACGAACAAGCAUGUCGCCGACACACCGUUCAAGUGGACCAUGCUUGCUGACACCGUGGCGCUUGCGCAGUGCCUAGGGCUCAAUCUGGACCCGUCCGACUGGGCGAUUCCAAGCUGGGAGAAGAGGUUGCGGAGGCGGCUUGCUUGGGCAGCUUAUGUGCAGGACAGGUGGUUGAGUCUCAACUUUGGGAGGAGCUCGCAUAUUCAGGAGUGCGAUUGGGAUGUGUCACCUUUGGGCCCGGAUGACUUUGGUGAUGUUCCUGGCUGUGAGGAUGAAGGGCCUUUGGUGUGCAGGCACUUUCUGCACUUGACGUCACUGACCGAGAUCGUGUCUAAGAUUCAGCAGAACAUGUUUUCCAUCAAAGCCACUAGAGCUCUCUCCAAGUCCCUCGAGGCAACAUUCGAAGUUGCCCGGCCUUUGAGAAUCGAGCUUGCAGAGUGGCUGCAAAACCGACCCGACGUGGGAGAACAACCCUCGGCAUCCUUGCCAGAGUGCGGUCUAGACGGCAACGGUAGUCUGAAGCUCGCUUACAUCACUGCCAAGAUUGCUGUGUUCAAGGCACUACUCCGAACUAAAAGCAUCGAAGUUCCAACUGAAGCCCGCACGGCGUUGCGCACUGGCGCCAUGACUAUUGCGCGAGAGAUGCAUGACUUUCUCGCGAAACUAGAGGCUCACCAUCUCGAGGCUUUCUGGCAUUCAUAUUCCCGCGUCAACUUCGCCAUUGCGAGCAACUUUAUUGUCUUGCUUUUCGCGCUCUCUCCGACACCAUCGGAAGCUGAAGACGCACUUGCCCUUUUGAUUCAAUGGAGGGGCUUAUUGCGGAUCAAGUCGAGAAGCUGCGACUUAUUGAACUUGAGUCUGUUGAGACUUGACGCCGUCUUCGUGGCUGGGCUUGGCAAACUCAUCGGAUUGACACCCGCAGCAGCCGAGGCAGCUUCGAAUCGGGGCUUGUAG
This is a messenger RNA of Colletotrichum phormii, 1932 nucleotides long. RefSeq names its product fungal-specific transcription factor. The transcript is spliced from 4 exons. Gene Ontology annotation, molecular function: zinc ion binding; DNA-binding transcription factor activity, RNA polymerase II-specific; DNA binding. The coding region runs from base 1 to 1932 and encodes 643 amino acids. The record is from RefSeq and is a predicted model, not a curated record. Lineage: Eukaryota; Fungi; Ascomycota; Sordariomycetes; Glomerellales; Glomerellaceae. Gene Ontology annotation, cellular component: nucleus. Gene Ontology annotation, biological process: DNA-templated transcription.